AGUGGGCCAAUAGGCCCAGGACCAUCUAUAAAUUCACCUCUCUAUUCUAUCCACUUCCAGAAUCAUUUAAUCGAUUCUUUGGUGUCCGUUAUCGUCUUCUUUCAGCUGCAGCUUCCAGAACAACGAUCUAGAGCUGUUACCGACGGUUGCCGGAAAGAUAAGUAGUAGCAGUAGUCUCUGUAGUUUUCAAAUUGAAUUUCAAAUCUAUUUAGUGAUUACUGCUUGCCGCUACUUGAAUCAAACCUAGCAUAGUUGAAUUAAAAUUUGAAGAUUUAGGCGCGUGUUGGAAUUUUGAGUUCUUGAUGGGAACCCCGAAUUCGAAUGGCACGGCGCUGAAGCGGUCGCUGAGGAAGAAGGCGGCGAAUUCGCGGAGCUACAAUGAGGAGCUGAUGGAUGAGGAUGACGUGUUUGAGGCGCAAUUGGGUGGGAGGUUGAAGAAGAAGACUAAGACAUUGGAAGGUUUGGAGAAAGAAACGGAGAGGGAGGCUAUGAUUGCGUUUUCGGUAGGUUUUCCGAUUGAUGCUUUGCUUGAGGAUGAGAUUAGGGCUGGGGUUGUGAGUGAGUUGGGUGGGGAGGAGCAGAAUGAUUAUAUGGUUGUAAGGAAUCAUAUAUUGGCUCUGUGGAGGGGGAAUGUGAGGAUGUGGUUGACAAAGGGGAAGAUUAGAGAAACAGUGGUCAGCAAGUUUGAGCAUUUGCUUCACUCUGCUUAUGACUUCCUUUUUCAUAAUGGGUAUAUAAAUUUCGGUGUUUUGCCGUCGUUUACUUCUCAGUUGCCUGAGUCGACUGAAGGGACUGUGAUUGUUAUUGGUGCUGGCCUUUCAGGGCUAGCGGCCGCGAGGCAGCUCAUGUCGUUUGGCUUCAAGGUGGUGGUUUUGGAGGGUAGGAACCGCCCUGGCGGCAGAGUUUAUACCCAGAAAGUGGGGGGCGAGGGUAAAAUUGCCGCUUUAGAUCUUGGUGGGAGUAUUAUUACUGGAAUUCAUGCGAACCCGCUGGGAGUUCUGGCUCGACAGCUUUCUAUACCGCUUCAUAAAGUCAGGGAUGAUUGCCCUUUGUACAAGCCAGAUGGGGCGCCUGUUGAUAAGGAGACAGAUUCAAAAGUUGAAUUCGCAUUCAAUAGGUUGCUCGACAAAGUUAUGGAGCUUAGGCAAAUUAUGGGUGGGUUUGGAAGCGAUAUCUCGCUGGGUGCAGUCUUGGAUAAACUCAGGGAUGUAUAUGCUGUGGCGCGAAGUACUGAUGAGAAGCAAUUGCUUGAUUGGAAUCUGGCCAAUUUAGAAUAUGCAAAUGCUGGAUGUCUUUCAAAUCUUUCAGCAGCCCAUUGGGAUCAGGAUGAUCCUUAUGAAAUGGGUGGUGAUCACUGUUUUCUUGCUGGAGGCAAUUGGGGAUUGAUAAAAGCUUUAUGCGAAGGAGUUCCCAUCUUCUAUGGAAAGACAGUCAGCACCAUCAGAUAUGGAAAUGAGGGUGUGGAGGUUAUUGCUGGAGAUCAAGUCUUUCAAGCAGAUUUCGCCUUAUGCACUGUGCCUCUUGGAGUUCUGAAAAAGAAGACCAUCAGUUUUGAACCUGAAUUACCUGCAAGAAAGCUGGAAGCAAUUGACAGGCUGGGUUUUGGACUGCUAAACAAAGUGGCUAUGGUUUUUCCCCAUGUGUUUUGGGGGGAAGAUCUGGACACUUUUGGAUGUCUCAAUGAACAUAGUCAUCUACGCGGGGAAUUCUUCUUAUUUUACAGUUACCAUACUGUUUCUGGGGCCCCAGGACUAAUUGCGCUGGUGGCUGGUGAAGCCGCACAACUAUUUGAAGCCACCGAUCCAUCCGUUUUGCUCCAUCGCGUUUUGACCGUUCUAAGAGGUAUAUAUAAUCCUAAAGGCAUCACUGUACCUGAUCCAAUACAGUCAAUUUGCACAAGAUGGGGAAGUGAUCCCCUUUCUUAUGGUUCGUACUCUCAUGUUGGUGUGCAAUCAUCUGGUGGUGAUUAUGAUAUACUUGCAGAAAACGUGGGGGGCCGACUGUUCUUUGCGGGUGAAGCCACAACUAGGCAAUAUCCAGCCACCAUGCAUGGGGCUUUCUUGAGUGGCUUGAGAGAAGCUUCACGCAUUUACCAAUCAGCCCAUGUUCUGGAAAAUCCUAGGAAGUCCAUGCCUAAGAUACCAAACAAUAAUACAUUGGUUGGUUUAUUCAAGAAGCCUGAUUUGGACUUUGGAAAUUUUGCUUUUAUAUUCGAUCAUUCAUCAGAAAGUCCACAGUCAAUGGGGAUUCUGCAAAUCACUUUUGCUGGUGCUGAAGAAAGUUCCAAGGAGCUAUCAAGCAGCUAUCCAGAUCCUGCAAAGUUGCCAUUGCAGCUUUACACUAUUAUAUCUCGUGAACAUGUGCAGCAGCUACAGCAAAUUGAAGGAGGGGAUGAAAGUAGGCUGUCAUAUUUGACAAAAAGCCUCGGGUUGAAGCUCAUGGGAUUGAAUGCUUUAUACAGUACAGGUAACUCGGUAAUUGCUAGCAUUGCCAGCUCGCGAAAAGGCGGCAGGGGCAGGAAUCGCAAGAUUACUGCAUAACACCAUAUCCUAAACAGACAUCAGGUUCCCUGUAUUUGGUGUGAGUCAUCCUUGCGGCUUCUCAGAAUAAUUGCUUGGAAUGAGCAUGCCUUUUGUGCUUCUCUGUUGCAAAGUCUUUACAUAGACUCAGCAGAUCAUUGAUUUGCUGCUGGAGAUAGAAGAAAGCUUUUGAAGGUCUUAUCAGAUACAUGAUUCAAUACCUGAAGGAAGUCUUGGAGUGUAGCCAUAGCAAAAUUAGUCCUUUGAAAUUUGAGGACAGAGAGAUAUUAACAGUCCAUUUGAUGAGUGAAGAAUACAGGGAUAUAGAGAGAGGGGGUACAAAAAACCCCCAAUUGUAUCAUCAUCUAUACAAAAUCUAUGUUCAUGUCCCAUAGAUGGCAUUACUGUAUUUUUUUAGAGGGUCUUGUUUACCACAAUUGGGCUUGUUUCAUAAUUCUUUCGUUAAUUCCUUCAUUGGAUUAAGGUUUACAUGUUACUGGAAUAAAUUUCAUUGGCUACCAA
This is a messenger RNA of Lotus japonicus, 3041 nucleotides long. Its product is annotated as lysine-specific histone demethylase 1 homolog 2. The coding region runs from base 303 to 2540 and encodes 745 amino acids. NCBI's taxonomy places the organism in Eukaryota, Viridiplantae, Streptophyta, Magnoliopsida, Fabales, Fabaceae. Gene Ontology annotation, molecular function: oxidoreductase activity; protein binding. The transcript is spliced from 3 exons. The record is from RefSeq and is a predicted model, not a curated record.